AUGGAGCAGUACAUUGCUGAGUCAGGAAACGUGCCACCUGGCAAUGCGCCAGGCGAGAAGAAGUGGCAGACGCGCAGGGUGAGGCGCGCAAGGCCAGAAAUCAAACUGACCCCUGGCAAGGGGAUCGAAGACCUGACCUGCAGCGUGGAGGAUCUGGUGGAUCGGGUGGUGAAGGACAACAAGGUGGUAGCGUUCAUCAAGGGGACUCGAACAAAGCCUGAAUGCGGAUUCUCCUACCAAGUGUUGACCCUCCUCAACAAGAGCCAGGUCGACUAUGAGGUCGUGAAUGUGUUGGACGAGGUGCACAAUCCUGGCGUCAGGGACGCGGUCAAGAACUACAGCCAGUGGCCCACAAUACCUCAGGUGUUCGUGGAUGGUGAAUUGAUUGGAGGCGCGGACAUCGUCACAGAGAUGGAUGACAAAGGCGAAUUGGUAAAUGUCCUCACGGCGGCAACAGCAAAGUCAUAG
Molecule: messenger RNA, 468 nt
Organism: Ostreobium quekettii
Lineage: Eukaryota; Viridiplantae; Chlorophyta; Ulvophyceae; Bryopsidales; Ostreobiaceae
Source: the annotation of a GenBank genome assembly